Pelagomonas calceolata is the source of this 2548-nucleotide messenger RNA. NCBI's taxonomy places the organism in Eukaryota, Pelagophyceae, Pelagomonadales, Pelagomonadaceae. The record is from the annotation of a GenBank genome assembly.
AUUUAUGCCGGUGCUGUGGUUAUAGCCCUCGCUCCACUCGCAAGCUUGGCUUCCUCCGUUGUAAACUUCGAGUUUUCUGGAGCCACCUCCUUUUGGUUUUAGGGUGGGGGGAUCGCCGAUGAAUAAUACGCGGGUCUGCCAUGAUGAAUGAGCCAAGCUAUCACAAUAAAUUCGUUCUACAUGCAUUACUACACAAAAUAGACGUUCAGAAUGGCUUCAGACACAGCGAGAAUCUCGCGAAUUACCGCAUGUACGAUAGUUGACGUUUAUUUUUUAAGCUUCAACACAGGCGAUGUACUCGUCAGUUACGACGUCUACGCAAGAAGCUCACAACCCCCCAUAGCGAUAGUAAAUUAAUGACUUUGGGGUCUCCUGGCCCUAAACGUGAUUCAUAUCAUCUGUUGAUCCAAGCGUUUUUGGCGGAGCGGGCUCGGGCCCAUGCUAUGGAGUCAAAGCAAUAUCUGUCGGGGAAUAUCAAGAUGAACGUUGCGACAGAACAAACACGAAAAAAAUAUGCGGAACGUCGCCUGUGCCAACGUUUAGUUAAAGCAGCCGCACAUAGUAACACUCUUCGGGCAUUGUGCAUCACUAUGGGUGACUAUGCGCUCGCUCGUGAAUGCAACGCUUAUGCGGACUGGAUCGACGGUCUUACACUGGAGUCGAAAGGCGACUAUAAUCACGCUGCCACGGCCUUUGAACGUGCUUGUGAUAUUUACAAUAUCUUUGCAAAAUGCCAUGGGGACACGGCAUGCUUGGAUCCAUUUCAGAAUCAAGCUAUAGAUUGCUCAAAGGCAACACGUCGCUGUAAUCUUGCAGGCGGUAGUACUCACUCGUUAGAAAUUUCUAACAUGGAUAAACAAGAUAGUUGCAAGGUGGUAAAUUUAACUUGCGGUUUAGAAUCUUCGGGGAGUAUUUUCGUCAACUGGUGCGGGUCAUCUCCCGAAAUCACAGCCGAAGAAGUUAAGCGCCGACUUCGGGUUUGUGGUCCAUUAAAAUAUCCGAGGAUAUUUGACGUACCGUCAGGCGGCACAGCUGGAUUGUGCUGUCAAAAUAUUCGGCAACCAGCUAUCUCACUCUCAUCACUACCAAAUGAAGUGCAGUAUGCCCAAAAGAUGAUACACCUGGAGGAUAUUAUUCGUGCUGCUAUUUCAGAGCAAGAUGCAAAAACUCAAGGUGACUUUUCUCUGGAGCUCCUUGUGGCACGCACCACCUACGAGAAGCUCGACCUGCUUUAUCAACGCUGUGACGCCGCAGUCAUAGAGAGAGCUUCCGAGUGGCGUUGGGUAACGUUAGGUGCUAUAAUUGCUCAGGUAUGUAACGCCUCACUUGAUAGCGUAAUUAAUCCACGCAUACCUGAUGAUGUCAUUCACCUCUACGAUAAGAUGAUAGAGGUAACGAAAGAAAUGGCAGCUCUCACGGUCCUUCGAGAUGCCAAGGAUGAGACUCUCGCAGAGAGACUCCACGGGCGAAAUGCAGCACUUCGUGCCUACAGAUGUUACUUCCUUGCAGAAACAUUUUGUGUGCACAUGGACGAGAGUCACACGGCAUCUGCUCUACUCCGUCACACUAUCUACCUUGCUGAUCAUGCCUCCCAAGAGGCCGAGGCCUGUGAAGUGCCAGUUCUUAGCAUAGAGACGGCACACCUCAGUGAUGCCGCCCAGGCGUCCUUGUCCCGUGUCAAGGCUGCUCGUUGCCUUGACCAUCUGCAUCGCAAAUAUGCAAGGGAGUCCACUUUCUCUCAAUCAACAUUGACCAUGUUCCUUGGCGUGCUUGAUAUUCACGUUUCAGAUUUGUUAGCCGUAUCUUCGGCAAGCUGCUUUCAGGCAAGUGGGGUUCCAUGUAAGCCUAUCUUGUUCAAUCUGGGACAUGUCUACCUGAAUCUACCCUCUUUUCAAACAAAGACAAAUGAAAAAGGCGUUAGUGGCCUCUUUGGUUGGUUCAGAAGCUGAUAGAACCGGUGUCACUCUAGGAUUGACGCUGUGCUAGCUAUAACAAUGCGGUUGGAAUUUCCGUUACCCCACAGCAGAAUUCUCUGGGUGUGUACAUUAGCUGCUUUCAUGGAGGAGUAAGAUGACUAGACGCUGCGCUCUGGGGACCGGACUUCCAGGAAAACUCGACUAUUUAUUGCCCUAUGUGCUCUGAGGGAUCAGAUUUUCAGUCAAAUAAAAAAGAAUUUGACUACGGCGGACGGGGAGGUUCCAUAUCAGACUUCAAGUUUCGCCUCCGCCGCGCCGGCGCACCAGGCUUCCUAGGAGCGACAUUCCAGCUACGGCAUAGAACCGGCAUUCCGCGGCGUUGGGAAAUAUAGGGAGCGCUAGAUGGCCGGUGGCAUCUCGAUGAUGAUAUAGUUGUACUACUAGUAGUAGCGUUUUAAAGACCAUUUUCGAGCUUGCCAGUAAGCAUUUCCGAUCAUGAUGAGUACUGGGGACGGCAGCAUUCACCGGUCUGGGCCGGCCCGGGUGUCCGGGGCGCUUCUCCGGGAGCGAACUUGAACGACAAGGCCCGGGCUAGCUCGAAAUACAGUCUAAAACGGCGGCUUUCCCGGGGC